Manis pentadactyla (Chinese pangolin) is the source of this 1879-nucleotide messenger RNA. RefSeq names its product THAP domain containing 6 (gene THAP6). The record is from RefSeq and is a predicted model, not a curated record. The coding region runs from base 132 to 800 and encodes 222 amino acids. The transcript is spliced from 5 exons. Lineage: Eukaryota; Metazoa; Chordata; Mammalia; Pholidota; Manidae.
UGGCGGUUGAUCACGUGAUCCGGAUUUCCGGUUCCCAGGGUGACGGGGCGGAAGUGGACGGAGACGCAAUCUCUGCCGUCGAUGUUAAUGCUGCCGUCGCUGCUAACGUUCUGUUAUGAGUUCCUAAAAUCAUGGUGAAAUGUUGCUCGGCCAUUGGAUGUGCUUCUCGCUGUUUACCAAAUUCCAAGUUAAAAGGACUGACAUUUCACGUAUUCCCCACAGAUGAAAACAUCAAAAGAAAAUGGGUAUUAGCAAUGAAGAGACUUGAUGUGAAUACUGCAAGCAUUUGGGAGCCUAAAAAAGGAGAUGUGUUGUGUUCAAGGCACUUUAUGAAGACAGAUUUUGACAGAAGUGCUCCAAAUGUUAAAUUAAAACCUGGAGUCAUACCUUCUAUCUUUGAUUCCCCAUCUCAUUUACAGGAGAAAACAGAAGAGCUUCACUGUAGGAAAAACUUCACCCUCGAGACCCUGCCAGUCACAAACCACAAUCACCAGUAUGUUCGUGCUUCCUCAUGUAUUGAAGAAUUCCAAUCCCAAUUCAUUUUUGAACAUAGCUACAGUGUAAUGGACAGUCCAAAGAAACUUAAGCAUAAAUUAGAUCAUGUGAUCAGCGAGCUAGAGGAUACCAAGAAAAGUCUGCAGAAUGUUUUAGACCGAGAAAAAAGUUUCCAAAAAUCACUGAGGAAGACAAUCAGGGAACUAAAGGAUGAAUGUCUCAUCAGCCAAGCAACAGCAAAUAGACUGGAAGCUUUCUGUUGGGAGUAUUGUCAGGAGAGCAUAGAACGGGACUGUAUUUCAUGAGACAAUUUCAUGUUUUACCUAAAAUUAACAUUGGUAUGGCUUUUUAGCAAAUAAUUCUUAUUUACCAUAUCAUUAAAUAGUAUCCAUUAUUUCAAGUGCUGCUUUGGAUCCUCUGCAGCACCACUUCUGCAUUAUAGUUCUUUGAAGAGUUCUUUGAAGAUGUGCAGAUGUGCAGGAAUUUGUGCUAGUUAUCAUGUUUUUGUGUGGCUCAUGACAACUGUGUUUUUUAUAGACCAAAACUAGUGCCAGGUCACUACUGUAAGAUGUCAAAUGAUUUAAAAAAUUCUGCAGGACUAAGGAAAUGGUAUCAAAUUAGCCACAUUUAGUGGUGGUAUAAGGAACUAGACACUUAAUCUUAGCAGCAUCAGAUUUUUGGCUUCACAAAUUUUUUAACAUUUUUGGCUUUACUUAUUAUGUAUGCUUUGGUAAGUAUGUUGACUUAUACUUUAUACCUGGAUUUUACUAUAAAGCAGUAUUUGUUUAUAACUCAUGUUUAUCUUAGAUCCAAUCCAGGGUACUUUUGAUAACAAUAAUACCAAAAGAUCUUUUUAUGAGGCAUCCCAUGGUACUGAGCCUGCGAAUAGUAUAUGGUGCAGAUCUUUUGGCUUUUAAAAUGGUUCAGAGCCGAGUUAAAAUGCUCCCUGAUGAGGCCUCAGCUUUUCAGUGCAUCACUCCUCCUCAGUACAUCAUUCCUCCGCACUAGGAGCACUUUGAUGGAAGCCAGCAUAGCUUUAAACAAGCAAAAAAAGUCAUAAAUCUGGUUUUUAAAUGACUAGUUGCUUACAGUUCUUCUGAACAUUUUGUUUAAUGGCUGCUAGUUCAUCAAUAAAGAUGUAUCUUCAAAAUCUGAAUGCCAGUACCAGCUGAAUAUUUUUAAUGCCACUUUAUAUUUUACAAAGUAAUCUUGCUAAUAUUUUAAAAAAUAUAAAGUAUAGAAGAAACCAUUAAAAAAAUGAUUGUGGAGGAGACGCCGCAGAGCAGGGACCCGGAGCAGCUCGGAGGCGGUGAAUAAUAGCUCUUCAAGUCUGCAAUAAAAAAUGGCCUCCAAUAAAACUACAUUGCAAAAAAUGGGGAAAAAA